AUGGCGCGGGCAGCGCUUCUGCUCGUGCUCGUGCUGGGCAUGUGCAGCUGCGUGCGCGGCCGCCGCGGCCGCUCCCUCGCUGCAGCGCCAGCGCCGAAGGAGCUGCACAUCGUGCACAUCAACGACGUGCACAACCGAAUCGAGCAGACGUCGACUUCCAGCACAACGUGCUCCGACGCCCAGGCCGCGAGCGGUCUGUGCCUGGGCGGCUGGGGCCGCAUCAGCUCCUAUGUGAACGCAGCCAGGAAAAAGGCGGCGGCUGCCAAGGCCGCAUUCCUGUUCUUGGACGCUGGUGAUCAAUUUGACGGGACCCUGUGGGAUGUGGUGUACAAGGGCGCGGCAACCGCCAAGAUGCAGAACAUCGUCAAGCCCGACGUCAUGGUGCGCUUCGGGGCCUUCAACACGGGUUCCCUCAAGAAUUUGCACACGCACGGCCUCGACUCGGCCGGCCUCGCGGGCAGCGAGUUCACGUUUCCUCCCGACAUCUUGAAGGCCUACAUCGGAAACAUCACAUUCCCCAUGCUUGGCGCCUGCAACACUGACACCAGCGACGAGCCGCUGCUCAAGGGCUUGAUCCAAAAGUGGAAGGUGUGGCAGUUCGGCCCGUACAAAGUGGCCGCAGUUGGCUGGCUGACCCCUGACGCUUCGUUCACGGCGGCCAACAUCGGAAAGGUCAAGGUCACGCCAGUCAACGCAGCGGUCAAACAGUGCAUUGCUGAUCUGAAGAAGGCACACCCUGAUGUCCACUUGAUCAUCGGCAUGUCACACACAGGCUACCACCCAGAUAUUGAGACCGCCAAACAAGUGCCAGAUCUGGAUAUCAUCAUCAGCGGCCACUCCCACACGUUCCUCAGGACCCCCUCCAAGGUCGGGCCCAUCUUUGACAAGACCGUCAACGCCACCGACGAGACCUGCCUGAAAAAGCGGGCCUGCGACGAGCCUGGGGGCCCGUACCCCACUUAUGUUUCCUCCCAAAAGUGCAGCGGCGUGGGCGCAGCCAAGACAUGCACCAACAAGACGAUCCCGGUCGUCCAAGUUUACUACGCAUCAAAGUACAUAGGAGAUGUGACGCUGGACCUCGCCACCAAAAAGGUCACCGCCGCCAAGCCCGUGCUGCUGGGCGGCGACAACUCCACGAGCCCGUGGCCGCAGGAUCCGGUGAUCCUCGCGGAGAUCGAGAAGCUCUCAGGGCCGGUGACGGCCCUGGAGAAGAAGCCCGCAGGCAAGACAUCCGUGGUGAUGAUCGGCGGCCGUCCUGGGCGCGUCGCUGAGACCAACUUUGGCAGUUACCUCGCUGACAUCAUGAAGAACGGCCCCGUCACCAUCGCGCUCAUCAACUCUGGAUCCAUUCGUGCUAACAUCGAGCCUGAGCUGGUGAACUAUGGGGACGUCCUCACAGCCCUGCCCUUCAGGAACCUGCUGGCCGUCAAGCUGUCCCGCUAG
Molecule: messenger RNA, 1443 nt
Organism: Monoraphidium neglectum
Lineage: Eukaryota; Viridiplantae; Chlorophyta; Chlorophyceae; Sphaeropleales; Selenastraceae
Product: Protein 5NUC
Exons: 17
Coding region: 1-1443 (480 amino acids)
Biological process (GO): nucleotide catabolic process
Molecular function (GO): hydrolase activity
Source: RefSeq, a predicted model, not a curated record